Lodderomyces jiufengensis is the source of this 2559-nucleotide messenger RNA. RefSeq lists its product as uncharacterized. Lineage: Eukaryota; Fungi; Ascomycota; Pichiomycetes; Serinales; Debaryomycetaceae. Gene Ontology annotation, molecular function: A2-type glycerophospholipase activity. The transcript has a single exon. The record is from RefSeq and is a predicted model, not a curated record. The coding region runs from base 1 to 2559 and encodes 852 amino acids. Gene Ontology annotation, cellular component: intracellular membrane-bounded organelle; plasma membrane; extracellular region. Gene Ontology annotation, biological process: glycerophospholipid catabolic process.
AUGAGGUACUUACAUAUACUAAUACAAUUUUAUAUAUUCUCAGUAGUGUUAGCAUUAUGGCCAUUUCAAAACGAGGAUAAUACAGUUGGUGCAACUCCAACAUCAGCAUGGUGGGAAGGAUUAUUUGGAAGUGCAACUACAAGUUCAUCAGAAUCAAGCUUACCAACUGCAGCAGAAACAACAACAGCACUAAGUUCAUCAUCAGCACCAUGGUAUUUAAAUUUUUUCGGAACAGCUAAAAGUUCUUUGGGUGCAGCUUCAACUACAGCACCGCCACAAGUUACAACUACAAAUUCCAGAGCUUUACUGGUAUUUUCAGAAAUUUCAAAUACUUUAUUAUCAAUAAAUAGUACUAUAGCUUCAAUCACAUCAACAACUGCAAGUUCUCAAACAACUUCACAAGAUGCAAUUGAAAGUUUAAUUGGUGGAUUUUUUGGUGGUAGAUCGAGUUUAGUAAGUAGUUCAGCUACUCAAUCACAAAACUCAACAGCCAAAACAACUGAUGAAACAGAAAGUAAUACUGAUGGUGAUGGAGUUGCCAAUCCAUAUUCUCCCGUGAAUGUCACAUGUCCAAGAGACCCCAUAAUUCGUCAAGCUGAUGGAUUAUCAAUUAAUGAAAUAAAUUAUGUAAAUGCAAAACAUGAACAAACAAAUAAAUUUUUAAUUAGUUUUUUAAAUAAUAGAGCAAAUUUAAGUGAUUUUGAUGCUGAAAAAUUCAUUAAUGAUAAUUCAGCUAAACAUAAUAUUAGUAUUGGAUUAGCAUUUUCUGGUGGUGGUUAUAGAGCAAUGUUAGCUGGAGCUGGAAAUAUUUUAGCUUUGGAUGGUAGAUUUGAAGAUUCAAAUACAAAUGCGUUGGGUGGAUUAUUGGAGUCAUCAACAUAUUUAGCAGGAUUAUCUGGUGGUUCAUGGUUAGUUGGAUCUUUAGUUUUAAAUAAUUGGUUAUCAGUUGAAGAAAUUUUAAAUGGAUCAUCAUCAAUUUGGCAAUUAGAAGAUUCAUUUAUAAAUCCAAGUAGUAUGAAUUUACCAGAAUUAGCUAAAUAUUAUACUGGCAUUGGAACUGCCAUAAAAGCUAAAAAUGAUGCUGGGUUUGAAACUUCAAUAACUGAUCUUUGGGGUAGAGCGUUAAGUCAUCAAUUUUUUGAAGAUUCAAGUGGUGGAUCAAAUGUUACUUGGUCAAGUAUUAAAAACUUAACUUCAUUUAAAGAUCAUAGUAUGCCUUUUGCUUUCGCUGUUGCAAAUGGUAAAACAGUUGAACAAACCACCAUCAUAGAUCAAAAUUCUACAUUUAUUGUUGAAAUUUCACCUUAUGAAUUUGGUAAUUUUGAUAGUGUUCAUGCAUUUGCAGAUACUGAAUUUUUAGGAUCAAGUAUAAAUGAUGGAAACACACUGAAAUGUGUUAGAAAUUUCGAUAAUGCUGGAUUUAUAUUGGGUACUUCAUCUUCAUUAUUUAAUCAAGUUUUUGCAAAUUUAAGUGAAUAUUCAGCAAGUUAUUUACUUAGACCAGUUAUUGAAUUAGCAUUAAGUGAUUUAAGUGAUGAAAAAACAGAUGUUGCAAUUUAUAAACCAAAUCCAUUUUUUGAAUUAGAAGAAGCACAAAUUGAUGACAUUGUAAAUAACGCUACUUUAUCUUUAGUGGAUGGUGGUGAAAAUAAACAAAAUGUUCCAUUUUAUCCAUUAAUUCAACCAGAACGUGAAGUUGAUGUUAUUUUUGCAUUUGAUAAUAGUGCUGACACUCAAAAUAAUUGGCCAAAUGGUACUUCAAUGGUUGAAACUUAUAAAUGGCAAUUUACUGAUCAAGGUAGAGGUAAACCAUUUCCAUUUGUACCAACUAUUGAUAUUUUCCUUAAAGAUAAACUUGGAGAUAGACCAUUAUUUUUAGGUUGUAAUGCUUCUUCAUUAGGUCCAAUUAUUGAUUUCCAUGAUCAAGAUUUGAAUGAAACAGAUGUUCCUUUAGUCGUUUAUAUGUCAAAUAAUCAACAAUCUUACUUGUCAAAUUUUACAACAUUUAAAUUAACUUAUGAUAAUGCUGAAAAAUCAGGUACUAUACAAAAUGGGUAUGAAGUUAUGUCAAGAGGUAAUAUGACAGAAGAUGAAAAUUGGGCAACAUGUGUUGGAUGUGCAAUUAUAAGAAGACAACAAGAAAGAUUAGGUGAACAACAAAGUGAUGAAUGUGCUAAAUGUUUUCAAGAUUAUUGUUGGACAGGUUCAAUUGAAAGUGGACCAGAAGUUUCAGCUUUUCCAAAUGCAAAAUAUCAAAAUUCAACUACUUCGGGUUAUAAGAAUUCUACAUCAUCAACCACCUUAAGUAAUUCAACAUCAACAACUAUGAGAAAUUCAACAACUCCAUCAACUCCAUCAACUACAAUUUCAAUAAAUUCUACAUCAACAGCAAGAAAUACAGUAGAUGCUGUAUCAAUGACAAGUUCUGUUAGUACAUUAACUUCAUUAUCUGCCACUACAACUACUCAACCAGGUACAACAUUUGCUGGCAUAGGUUCUUUCAUUUCUUCACCUUCAAUUACAAUUUUAAUUUUAAGUUAUAUCAUUUCUCUUGUAUAA